AUGCUUCAAGAACAAAUUGUGUGGUGGUUAAUGACUUGGAAAGAAUGUGAAGCGGUGGAGCGUAAAACAGACACCAAAUUUUUAAUUCCCGUCGGUUUGAUUAAAAAAGUGAAGAAGGUGAAUGAAGAGAAUAGACAAGAAAAUCAAUUGAACAAAUCGAUUCACUGUUCAAGAAAGCGAGAAACACAAUGUCUUUUGAGAACGUGCUUUCGAACAUUUGGCUUCAACUUCAUCAUAAUACCUUCAUUUCGUUUGUCAAUAUUUGCUUCCGUCUAUGUUUGCUUUUUCAUCGUUCGUCAUGAAAUAGAGAAGUUAACAUUAAAAAGACAAGUUGUGGUGAUAAAUAGUUGA
Molecule: messenger RNA, 351 nt
Organism: Clunio marinus
Lineage: Eukaryota; Metazoa; Arthropoda; Insecta; Diptera; Chironomidae
Source: the annotation of a GenBank genome assembly